UCUCGUCACAGUCGGUAACAAUGACAUUUGACAAGUGAGGUUAUAACAAAAUUCAACUUUAUUACAUAUAUUUCACGAAAAAAUUAUGGAUAUCGCGCUACUGAUCGCGCUAGCCGCAGUCGUCUUCUUACUCAUAAUAAGCAUCGCACUGUUUUUCAAACACUCAGAGAAACCUAAGCCAGAUGAGAGGCCGCGACCAGUCCCCCGCGCGAGGGAAGGCGUGCCGCGCAGAGCCCAAAUGGCGAGGAACAGAGGGGCGAGAUUGAGAGCCAACGCUGCCCAAGAACCGCCGCCUUCCGACGACGAGAACAACCGCAACGAGCGCGACAAUGACGUAGAAAUCCCAGACGGCGCCAAAAUCGGCGCUAAAAAGAAAGCCAAGCUCGAAGCUAAAGCCGAGAAGAAGGCGCAAAGAGAAGCCGAGGAGCAACAACGCGCUGAAAAACGAAAGAAAGAUCAGUUGGCUGAAGAAGAGCGCAAGAAAGCUGAAGCGAAAGUGGAAGCUGAAGAGAAGCGCAAGGAAGAGGAAGAGAAAAAAGCCAAAGAGGAACUGGAGAAACGCGAGUAUGAAGAAUAUUUAAAAAUGAAAGAAGCGUUUUCUGUGGAAGAGGAAGGCUUUGAAGAGGGGGAGGACGAAAAUCAGAUGAAUUUGCUACAAGAGUUCGUGCGCUAUAUUAAAAAUAACAAGGUCGUGGUUAUUGAGGAUUUGGCGGCCCAUUUUAAACUGAAAACGCAGGCGGCUAUUGACAGGAUCAAGGAUUUGCAAAAGGACGAUAUCCUUACGGGGGUUAUAGACGACCGAGGGAAGUUUAUUUUCGUUGCGCCGGAGGAGAUGGAGGCGGUGGCUAAGUUUAUAAGGCAGAGGGGGCGGGUCUCCAUCGCCGAACUAGCUGAAAAUAGCAAUAAGUUGAUUAAUUUGACGCCUGUAGGUGCUGGCGCUAAUUAAAUUUGUCACGAUUUA
Zophobas morio is the source of this 961-nucleotide messenger RNA. RefSeq names its product DDRGK domain-containing protein 1 (gene Ddrgk1). The transcript is spliced from 3 exons. The record is from RefSeq and is a predicted model, not a curated record. Bases 86 to 946 code for a protein of 286 amino acids. NCBI's taxonomy places the organism in Eukaryota, Metazoa, Arthropoda, Insecta, Coleoptera, Tenebrionidae.